Molecule: messenger RNA, 2986 nt
Organism: Danaus plexippus (monarch butterfly)
Lineage: Eukaryota; Metazoa; Arthropoda; Insecta; Lepidoptera; Nymphalidae
Gene: CalpC
Product: calpain-C
Exons: 14
Coding region: 93-2033 (646 amino acids)
Biological process (GO): proteolysis
Cellular component (GO): cytoplasm
Molecular function (GO): calcium ion binding; calcium-dependent cysteine-type endopeptidase activity
Source: RefSeq, a predicted model, not a curated record
CGGGAAACCAGUUACCUCCCGACGGCGUGGCGUGCGCGUGAGUGAUAUACAUAGUGCUGUGUUGUGUUAAACAAUGUAUAUUCUGUAUUAAGAUGACGGAUUACGAGCGCAUCAAGGCUAGCUGCCUCCAGCGCGGCCAGCUAUGGGAGGACCCUGACUUCCCCGCUAUCCAGCCAUCCGUGUUCUACCAUCAGGUGCCACCCUUCAAAUUUGAGUGGAAGCGCGCCAAAGAACUAUACCAGUAUCCAAAGUUCAUAUUGGACAACACUGACAGCUUCGACAUAGUUACAGGCAGACUUGGAGAUAAAUGGCUUUUAUCGUGUAUAGGAGUGCUAUACCUGUGUAAAGGGCUCUUCUACAGAGUGGUUCCAGCCGAUCAACAAAUCGAUUCUAACUACGCAGGUAUUUUCAGGUUUCGUCUUUGGUGGUGUGGACAAUGGGUUGAAGUUCUUGUUGACGAUAGAUUACCUACGGUUAACGGUAAAUUAGCUUUCAUGCAUUGCAGUCACUCUGAGCAAUUGUGGCCGGCUCUACUUGAAAAGGCAUAUGCAAAAAUGCAUGGUUCGUACGAAGCUCUAAAAUACGGUAACUUACUGGAUGGACUGGCAGAUCUUACUGGAGGAAUCACAGAAUCCCUGAAUAUUUCUGACCUUGCCGAUGCCACAGCUCUACACAACUUAAUGAAGACUACGAGCGUUGUUACAGCUUACCGUUUACCUAAUGCCGCCACACAUUCUGUGAAAAGCAUUGAAUCUGGAAUGAAUUACAGACUUUACAACGUGGAAAGGGUAGAUACUUCUGAUGGUCCAGUGUAUUUAGUGCGAUUGGGACGACCAUUAACACCUGGUGAUACGCACAUUACUCAUUUUGUUUUAGACCAAGCCACAUGGACUCAUUCUAUUCCUCUACACGAACGUCAACGUUUGACAUCUAUAACAAAAGGUUUCUGGAUGCUUUAUAAUGACUUCACUUCAAUGUUUUCGCGUGUGGAAAUAGUACAUCUUGAUCUAGAAACGAGCAAAGCGGAAGCAUCUCUCUCAGAUAAAAACAAAUGGCUAGUAAAAAGUCACCAAGGAAGGUGGAGAAAGGGUGUCACUGCUGGUGGUUGUAGAAAUCACGUUAAUCUGUUUCAUAUGAACCCACAAAUACAAAUUGUAUUAAAUGAUCCUGACACGGUGAUUAUAUCACUCAAUCAGCAUAGUAUUAUGGAACCUAAAGUUAUAGGAUUCAGCAUUUACAAAAUACCUAAGAGCUUAACAGAAACAGCAUCAUCACUUUUUUUUAAGAAGACUAAAAGUUCGAUUAAUUCCCAAUACACAAACAGUAGGCAAGUUAGUGAAAGAUGUCACUUAGAACCAGGUGCAUACUUAGUAAUACCCACGACUUUUGAACCUAGACAGGAAGCAAAUUUUUCAUUAAGAGUGUACUCUGUAAAGCAACUCAAACUGAAAGUAUUAGAUUGUGCCCCACAGAUGUUAAAAGCAGCCAUUUUAAAAGCACCUCCUGGGUUCGAAACUAGCAGUUUCACACAAUAUGAGUCACAAUUUCUACAGCUGGCUGAUGAACACAAAACUAUAAAUGCCUUCGAACUUCAAGAAUUAUUAGAAAAGUGCUUGCCAAAUGAUUACAUAAAGAGCUGUGCAACAAUCGAAACAUGUAGACAAAUCGUCUUAUCAUUGGAAAAAGAUGGCUCUGGUCGUAUAACACUAUCUGAUUUUAAAGAUCUCAUAUGCAGCCUGAAGCACUGGCAGAUUGUAUUCCGAGCUCACGCUCCAGAGAAAAUGAGCGUCCUCAAGAUUGAAAGGUUUCGAGAUGCACUUCGCGAUGUCGGCUUUGUAAUUCCAGAACGGGCAUUGUCAUUACUUGUAUUGAAGUACAUGAGAAAAGAUGGCAUGCUGAGAUUUGGGGACUUUGUAUCUGCAGUAGUUCUUCUCCAUAGAGCGUUUCAUAUGUUCUUCAGUAACUGCUCCACGAGUACAAACAAAGUAAAUUUAUCUUUCGCCGAGUGGCUGAAGUCGGCUUUGACAUGUUGAUAUUGGGCUGAAAAUAUCUGUAAAUAUGAAAUUGCGAAUAGAUCAUGGACAAAAUAAGUGUCGUGACAAGUUGUUAUAAAAAAAAAAACAUAUCGGUAUUUUAGAUAUCUACUUAUACUUUCAUUUACCUACUUCCAAUUAGAAGUCAUUAUCUUUUUUAUAUGUAACAAAAUCGCUUAUUGUAAAUAAAAAGUAAUAAUAUUUCUUUAUACUAAGUAAUGAUAUUUAAUUCUAAUGAGACAAUAAAUAAUGAAAACCUCAGGAGUAGUAUAGGUUCAUUGAAUAUUCAUAACCCUCAAGUAUUGAUUGAUACUCAAGUAAUUAGUAAAUUAGGGGACACGACGCAAAAUAUGUUAACGUAUAGUUUAAAUUAAUAAAUUAUUCAUAAGUUAUAGCGUUCACGUUCACAUUUUCAUUUCAAUUCCAUACCUUAAAAUAUACUGUAAACUCAAAAUAAACAGGUAUAUAUUAGCGAAGAUAAACUACAAACAUGUAACCCCACUUAACCACAGAAUUUCUUAUUUUUUAUUUACUUCUCUUCUAAGAAAGGAGUUAUCAAAAAUCUAACAACAUUAUUUUUAAGCCAAGAAUAUUGUGAGAAAUAUGAUUGUCUUAACUUGUAAAGAUCUCGAUUUAAUGAAUAAUUUAAUAUCCCUAGUAAUUUAUGUAUUUUAUUAUGUUUAAUAUGUAUUAAUUAAGAUUCAAGUUAAUUUAUAACUUAGUCUUUUCUGAUUGUAUUAAAUAAUUAUUAUUUGUUCCACCGAAAAACAAUUUUAUAAAAUCUUAAUGAUAGUUGAAAUAAGUUCAUUAAAAUUAAAUUCAUUUAUUCGUACAUUCUGUAAACAAUUUAUUAAAGUUUUCUAUUACCUACUCCUGAAAUUUAUAUGGCAUUUAGAACCAAAAUGAUGGGAUUCGAUGUAAUCACUAUAUUAAAUAAAUAUUGAUGUUUACUC